AUGGCGAAUACCUUUGGAGAUGUGUUCAGAAAAGCAAAGGCUCUCCGUGUUCUUCGUUUGUCUACUAUGUACUAUCCUGUCGAUCAUAUACUGCAUAACUUUUCCGUGCUUAUGCAUCUCCGCUACCUAAAGCUUGGGUCAGAGUAUGAUAAGAUAUCCCCACCGAGAUGUAUAUCUAGAUUCUAUAAGUUGAUUGUCCUUGUUCUGAAAGAUUGGAAAGGAAGUAUCAAUUUGCCUGUAGAUAUGAGCAACCUUGCAAGAUUGCGGCAUUUUAUUGUCUCACACGAUGAAACUCACUCAAAGAUUUGUGAGGUAGGAAAGCUGCAAACACUCCAAGAGUUAAGAAGAUUUGAAGUCAACAGAGAGAAAAGUGGUUUUGAAAUAAAACAGCUGGGACAUUUGAUACAGCUCAGUGGAUCACUUAGUAUCUGUAAUCUGGAGAAAAUGCAAGCGAAAGAAGCAGAUGAAGUGAAUCUGUUGUCAAAAAAUAGCUUAAAGAAGCUAACAUUAGAGUGGGAUGUUCAGCGAUCCCAGAAGGAACCUGACAAAGAACAACAUAUUCUUAACGUUCUUCGACCUCAUGACAAUCUCCAAGAGCUAUGCAUCAGAGGACAUGGAGGCCAUAGUUGCCCACCAUGGCUUGGUAGCAAACUUUCAGUAAAAAACCUACAAUCCCUUCAUCUUGACACCGUCAACUGGACUGUCUUCCCACCACUCGGGGAAUUUUGGCUCCCUAAAGAACCUGGUCAGGAAUAUCUUCGUUCUGUCCAAGGAAAAAGCUUUCAAAACUUGAAAACUCUAGAACUUGUUGGACUCACAAAAUUGGAAAAAUGGGUUCACAAUGACAAAUUUCUCCUGUUUUCCCUUUUAGAAACUUUCAUAAUUAGAGAUUGCCCAGAACUGGUAGAGUUACCAGUUUCUCAAUAUGCUAGUCAGAAAUUUAAGCAAGAUGUGAUGAUUGAUCUGUUUCCUAAGAUGCAAGAGGUCAGAAUUGCUGACUGCCCAAAAUUGGAAUCCCUACCACUUAUUCCAUGGACUGAUACUUUGCUCACUGUUGACAUGAAGAAUGUGGGUUCAAGUUUGGAAAAGUUAGUUUACUCCACUAAAAGUUCAUCAUCCAAACUAUUGUUGGAAAUCAAAGAAGAUCAUCAUCUGGAAUGCCUUGAUGAGAUGGUUGCCUUUCACAAUUUAAGUAAAAUACAUGAGUUGGAGGUCUCAAAAAGCCCACCUUUGAUGAAUAAACACCUUCACUGGUUAACGUCACUGAAAACACUCAAGAUAAGUGAAUCAAGUAUUACAUUGCCGCUACUGGGAGGGCCAGAUGAUGAGAAAGACACACUUGCUUUGGAACGCCUUGAGAUUAAGAACUGUAGUGCCAAUGGGAAGGAAUUGACCCAAUUUCUAUUGCAACUGCCUAAGCUCUCCUUCUUCAGGAUGUCUUCUUGUCAGAACGUAACUAGCAUGGGUGUAAUGGCGCUGCUGGCCACAGCUGAACCAACAUCAAUGCCAUCGUCUUCGACUUCAAGUAAUGAAACAGGAUCACAACUACAAAUAGAAGAAGUGGGUGAUGAAGGAGGGCUGCUGUUAUUCCCAAAACAUCUCACCAUUUCCCUGCGUGAAUUACGGAUUACCAUGAACCCAGGAUUGAGCCUGUUGGCUUCCCUUCCUCCUGAAAAUAACUCCAGGCCAGGAGGUCUUCACAAUCUGCACUCCCUGCAAACACUUUUCAUAAGAGGGUGCCCCAAACUUCUCUCAGCCUACUCCUCAUCCUCCUCUUAUUGUUUUCCGUUUCCAUCUACACUGGACAGCCUCAGAAUUGAGGAUGUUGAGGAUAUGCAUACGUUCGCGCCCCUCUCAAACCUGACUAGUCUCACCUAUUUAUUCGUAGAGAAUUGUAGGAAGGAUUUAAGAGGAGAAGGUUUAUGGACUUUCUUCACUCAAGGCUGCCUCACCCGUCUGUGCGUUUAUCGCAGUCCAAAUUUCUUCGACAAUUUGGUGCCUCAUCAACAAGAAGAGCUUCCUGCAUACUGCAAAAUUGAAAUGCUCCGGACAGAUGAUAUUGCAGGGGUCCUUGUGACACCUAUCUGCAGACUCUUUUCUUCUUCGCUUAAUGUUUUAGGCCUAUGUUCAAACAAAGAGAUUGUGAGCUUCACAAAAGAGCAAGAGAAAGCACUUGAACUCAUCACCUCCCUCCAGGACCUCUGCUUUUUUCACAAUGAGAAGCUGCAGUCUCUCCCUGCAGACCUUCGUGGACUGAACAAUCUAAGGAUAUUGGAAAUUCUGAGGUGCUCAGCCAUCAGGUCUCUGCCCAAGAAUGCCUUUCCAAAUUCUCUGCAGAAAAUAAAUGUUGAUCGUCGCUGCAGUGAGGAGCUACAACAUCACUGCAUUAUGUUGGAAGGGGUCACAGUAAAUAUAGACCGACCAGUUAACACAAAUUUAUAA
Oryza sativa Japonica Group (Japanese rice) is the source of this 2442-nucleotide messenger RNA. RefSeq names its product putative disease resistance protein RGA3. Lineage: Eukaryota; Viridiplantae; Streptophyta; Magnoliopsida; Poales; Poaceae. The record is from RefSeq and is a predicted model, not a curated record.